Messenger RNA from Amoebophrya sp. A25, 1525 nucleotides. NCBI's taxonomy places the organism in Eukaryota, Dinophyceae, Syndiniales, Amoebophryaceae. The record is from the annotation of a GenBank genome assembly.
UGAUUGGUCGCCAACGCCAUCGGUGAUGUUGAUCAAAGCACGCAUCGCUCGAGCUCCUGGCUUCUUACCGCGGAUGGCGAAGCCGGUGAGGUACGCGAACGUCAACUACGGAGGGAGACUGUAGCACUCCCCACCUCCCAGCACUCAGCUUCCGUUCCGAGUCCGCUGGCGCUCUACAACAUGAAAAUUCAGCACGAGGCAGGGCUCUACAAAGUAAAGCCCGACUUCUCCACACCGAGUGCGCCCGAUCUGAUUUGCCACUCUGGACCUGGAGCUGCGAAUACGAGUAGGACCUACGAUGUAAACCACGACGCAUUCGACUCCGCCGUGCGCUUUGAGAUGGACGGCGUCUGUAAAGCGCCCUGAGGCAAGUGCCCCUCUGAGUACGCGGACCGCACUUUAGUUGCGUGGGUGCUCAUCGGGGAGCGCAAUUGCGAGAUGGGGAACGAAGCACGAAAUUCCCCCGUCUUCGGAUACGGACAGUGGAGCGGUCAAGCGGGGGGGUGCCUACAUGGUGACCACAUCAUUACAUCCACCGAACGGCCGUCGACAUUUCGUGUUGGGCAUGUUUAGCAGGCAUUCGUUUGGAGACGGAGGCUGGGGCGUGAUUACGGUGCAAGAGGGCGAAACUCCCAACGACGAAUGGCAGCACGUCGCAAUCAGCUACGAUCAUGGCGCGUCGACUAAUAUCGCAUACACUGGCGGCAAAUUGGCGCAAAGCGGCAAGCCAGACGCGCCCCCAAAUACAAAAGUCGGCGAAGGAGGGCCCUUCGUUGUUGGUGGGAGUCCCCUUGUCUGCAUCGACAACGCCAACGGCCCCGGGGCGUGUUGCAAAGAUAGCCCUGAGACCGGUUGCCUCGAGUAUGAAGAGGGUGGCGGCAACUGCGACGCCUUUCUGUUAGGCGACAUCGCGCAGGUCGCAGUUUAUGACAAAGCGCUGACGGCUGAGCAGGUCUUGUUUCUUGCUACGUCCACGACGACUAUCUACGACGAAAAGCACUGCGACGAAAACCACGACCACUUCGUCCGCAAGCGUCUCAGAAAAAAGCGCCGUCGCCUCGUCCACGAUGUGCAGCGUGAAAGCGCGCGCGCGAAUCAUUUGCAUUACCCUUUUCACGCUAAGUGCGCUUUUCUCGUCAGCUUUUUCUGCGGGCCUCAGCGUCUAAGAAGGUGAGCCCAGCUUCUUUUUUCUUAGUGCUUGUCCGCGAAAAACGGCACGUCGAUCGAACCGACAAAAGACAUCAAUUGCAAAUGUAUACGACUCUUUCGGCGUGGCAAAUUCAUAGGGUUUAGGGUCAGCAUCAGUCGAAGCUGUGUCACUAUUGGGCGCGCUUUAGGAGAAAGCAUGUGCGAGAUGAUUACUAGACACUCGCAUAAGUCCAGCGCUCUGAUUACGAUUAGUUUGGACCUAAUUCAGUAAGAAAUAAACGCUGCCCAGGGUGUGAUCUUGAUUAGAAGCUAAAGUAGACUAGACUACUCUUUGAGUAUUUGUGCGGUUUUCCGCCGCCUUCUUCGCCUUUUUCGG